Molecule: messenger RNA, 824 nt
Organism: Sorghum bicolor (sorghum)
Lineage: Eukaryota; Viridiplantae; Streptophyta; Magnoliopsida; Poales; Poaceae
Product: histidine-containing phosphotransfer protein 1
Exons: 6
Coding region: 129-563 (144 amino acids)
Biological process (GO): cytokinin-activated signaling pathway; phosphorylation; phosphorelay signal transduction system
Cellular component (GO): cytoplasm; nucleus
Molecular function (GO): protein histidine kinase binding; histidine phosphotransfer kinase activity
Source: RefSeq, a predicted model, not a curated record
GCUCCCAUCACAAUCACCCCUCACUCGCUCUAGUCCCAUUCCAAGUCCCCGCUCCCGGAUUCCCGACGACGAGCUCGGAGCUCCUCCUCCCCUGCCCCUGUUCGGUGCUCGAAGCAACAGCUGCCGCCAUGUCUGCCGCCAACCAGCUCGCCGCGCUCAUCCACAACAUGUUCGCCACGGGUUUGCUUGACGACCAGUUCCAGCAGCUCCAGAUGCUGCAGGACCCCAGCGCUCCUAACUUCGUCGCCGAGGUCGUCACGCUCUUCUGCCAGGACGGAGAGCGGAUCAUCGGAGAGCUGGCCAAGCUGCUGGACAAGCCCGUCGUGGAUUUUGACAGGGUCGACGCCUUUGUGCAUCAGCUCAAAGGCAGCAGCGCUAGCGUUGGUGCACUGAAGGUUAAGAACACUUGUGUUCAGUUCCGCGAGUUCUGUCAGCAGAGGAGCAAAGAUGGGUGCCUGAAGACACUGGAGAUGGUGAGGAUUAACUUCUAUGAGCUGCGUGGCAAGUUUCAGACCAUGCUUCAGCUGGAGUGUCAGGUCAACGGCUUCCCUCCCAACAACUAAACCAAAUGGCAGCGCUGAGCUUCAUGUCAGGAUUAUGCAUGCACCUUUCAAAUCUCAAGACAUUCUGAAUGAGCUCCUCAAUUGGCUUGUGGGAAGCCUGUAAUAGCUUAGCAGCAGUAGUAGUGUUAACACCACCGUAGUAGUAUCAUUGUUGUCGCUCCCAAUAAUUUCUCUUAGGAAUCUGCUCAUGGAACCUGGUGGUGAAACAAACUAAAAUGCUAUGGCUAUUGUUUAAUUAUAAUAGGUUGCUGCGUUUGGUAA